Belonocnema kinseyi is the source of this 1182-nucleotide messenger RNA. RefSeq lists its product as uncharacterized. NCBI's taxonomy places the organism in Eukaryota, Metazoa, Arthropoda, Insecta, Hymenoptera, Cynipidae. The coding region runs from base 696 to 1133 and encodes 145 amino acids. The record is from RefSeq and is a predicted model, not a curated record. The transcript is spliced from 3 exons.
UUCCGUCGAUCCUCGAAACCUACAUGAGGGUCGAAAAAAAAAAAGGAAACGGGCAACUGGUGUUACAUCCCACUCUAAAAAGGCUAAAAGGAGAUGCCCUUCAAAAAACAGCCAGAAAAGGAAAGGCCAGCAGGACGUGGAAAAAGAGCUGCCAAAUUUAUUAACACAGACAGUCUUAUGUUAUUGACGAUGAGAUGGAAGAAGAUGUAGCGGAACGUGAUCCUCGAUAUAAAAAAACCAAGGCCUCGACUAGUAACAUUACAAAACUUCCGAUUCUGGAAAUAAAUCUGGAAAGUGACGAUGGGGUGACACAAGAAAUUCAGCAACAGAAGCCCCAAAAGCAACAACUUCAACGCCAACAAGAACUACAACAAUCUAAGUUGAAGGCUGAUGAGGCAAUAAGCAUUUUUAUUAAGCGUACACAUUCAGAGGCAAAGUUGUUAAAACGGAAGACAACAGAGAAAAAAAUAAAAAUGAAGCAGAUCGAGGAGAGUCGGCAAAAUGUUGAAAACCGAUCCAAACUCAAUAUUGGGAAGAAGCAAGAGCAACAACAAAAGAUGGUCCAGGAAAGAAAAAAGGAAAAAAACCUGGAUCAUAAAAAUGAAAAAAACAAGGAGAACGCUUAUGUGACCUUAAAAAAUAAGGCUAGAAAGGUCACACAAAAACUACAAAAAUAAAAAAAAAGGGACAUUUUAAUGGAACUGGACACGAAUGUAGAGGAGAUGUUGGCAGCGUUAUUGGAUAAAGAGGAGAGAAUCUUCCAAGAUUGUGAAAAUACCAUCCAGGACAUUGUGAAGGUCCAAGCCGGUGCUGGACAGCAGGAGCCUAGCCUGUAUGAAUCUUCUCAGCAUUCUGAAUCCUUGAGAGUACCACAUACGAAUAAUGGUACGUCUCAGGUUGCAGGACCUUCCAGAGAUCCAGACAUAUCAGCAACAUUCAGCCUGGACGAUGCACAAGUUGAGCAAUUUGGACUGUUUGGUGAUGAUGGCGAGAAUAAUUUUUUCGAUCCGUGCACUCAGAAGCAUCAACCCAAUUUACCAACACUUACUGACUUAAGCGACUAUUUUCAUGGAGGGGAUCAGCCCUACACUCUUCAAUUGUCCGAUAUAAGUGUGGACUUAAUUAAAAAUUAGAAUUAAAAAUGAAAUUUGAAUAUAUUAAUUUCAAAUUUUCAAAAAUUAU